AUGGUGAAUCUGAUUUCGAGCUAUCCUAACCGCGGCAUCGGGCGUGCCAUCUGUGCUGCGCUGGUUCAGCAUUUCCCAGGUCCCUCAAUAUUGUAUGCAGCCUCUCGUGCUGGGGGUCCUAUUGACUUAACUGGCCUAUCUAUUUCUCCAUCCGCACAAAUUCGCCCUGCCCAGCUGUCCCUCGCCGACAAGGCCAGCAUCACCGCCCUCAGCACAACGAUCAGCCAAGAGCACAGAGGCUGUGACAUUCUCACCAAUAAUGCCGGAAGUUAA
This is a messenger RNA of Penicillium maclennaniae, 273 nucleotides long. RefSeq lists its product as uncharacterized. The transcript is spliced from 2 exons. Bases 1 to 273 code for a protein of 90 amino acids. The record is from RefSeq and is a predicted model, not a curated record. NCBI's taxonomy places the organism in Eukaryota, Fungi, Ascomycota, Eurotiomycetes, Eurotiales, Aspergillaceae.